CGCCGAUUUCACAAGGCGCGCGGCCUAAUCAUCGGCGCGCGCGUUUUUUUACAUGAGCGCCGCACCAAUUCCAGUUCUGUUGCCCGCCUGAGCUUGGCGAAUGGUGCGGCGGUGCCGGCGCCGUCCGCGGGUUUCGCCACCCACCGAUCGCCCAAAGAAAAACCGAAGCCGAAGCACAGCAGUCGGGCGCCACGCAGUUCCAGGCCCUCCCAGGCGGCAGCUAAGCCGAACAAGAAGGGGGCGCGUCGUGGGCGCCAGGCGAUCCUUCACCAGGUACGACGUAGGUUGGCGCGAGGGUAUGACCCUGGGAGCUCGCCCAAGCGAUACCGGGC
Amoebophrya sp. A120 is the source of this 332-nucleotide messenger RNA. The record is from the annotation of a GenBank genome assembly. NCBI's taxonomy places the organism in Eukaryota, Dinophyceae, Syndiniales, Amoebophryaceae.